Molecule: messenger RNA, 1122 nt
Organism: Hansenula anomala
Lineage: Eukaryota; Fungi; Ascomycota; Saccharomycetes; Phaffomycetales; Wickerhamomycetaceae
Exons: 1
Coding region: 1-1122 (373 amino acids)
Source: RefSeq, a predicted model, not a curated record
AUGAGCUCGAAAAACCCAAGAGCUUUAGUUAGAUUCUUGUCAAAUUUUACCAAAUUAUCAUCCAAGGGAUCUAAACAAUCUGAAGAGGUUGCACAAUCACAAGUUCAAGAAGCUUUAAGUUUAUUAAAAGAUUCUAAAUUCAACUUUGAAACAAUUACAGAAGAUGAUAAGAAAAAGUAUAUCAAUGAUUUCACUCAAAUUUUAUCCACUGGAUUAAGUCAUAAGAAUGAAGCAACAACAAUAUCACAACAUUUUGAUCAAUCAAUUUUAGGGUUAAAUCAAUUAUUAGUUAAGCCCAAUUCACAAUUAGCCUCUAAAAUGUCAUCGUUAGACCCAAUAAGUGUUAAAGAAUUAAUUUCCAAAGCUAGAAAUGAAACUGAAUUAUUGAGAAUAUAUGAUAAUUUAGUCAAUAAUAAUCAUUUGAAUUUAAGCAAUUUUAGAUUAAUCAUAUUCAAUAAGCAUUUACGUGAUUUGGAUCAUAUUUUGAAUAAAUUGAAUUUUGUUAAUCAUGAUGGUAAAUUUGAUGAUUUAAAGAUUCUUAUAGCUGCCAAAUCUUAUGUUUUAAAAUCAUUUGAUAUAACAAAUAGUCUUUUCACAGCAAAUAUUGAUAAAUGGUUAUACUUGAGACAUGAAGGCAAAUUGUCUUUCCCAUUGGAAAAGUCAUUAUAUCAAAUCAUUUAUAAAUAUAAGAAAAACACUGAAUUGUUAACAGAUUUGGAUUAUACUUUAUCAUCAUACAUUUUACUAUUAGAAGCUAUACCAAGAAAGCUUGAUGAAUUGAAAUCAAUUCAAAGCUCAUCAAACUUCCAAUUAUCCAAAAAUCAAGAUUUAUUCUUAAAUUUCUUAUCAUACAUCACAUCAAAACCUAUAAAUAAGCAAUCAAAUAUUUUCCUAAGGAAACUGACCAAAUUAAGUUCUGAAAACCAUGUGCAUAAGGAAGACUGUUCCAAAGAUUCUCAAUUAACAAUUCAAAAAUAUAGAUUUAUCAAUGGGAUCAGUGAGAUGGCUGAGGAAUUGAUGAAUGAAUAUGGGGCUAAUGAGCCACAAUUACGUGGAUUGAUACGUUCCAUUCAUGAGACUGAUGAUUUGUUACAAAACGAGACUGUCUUAAAAUUCAUAUAG